GGAACUGGAAACGUCACCAAAUCCAAUAUGGACACCGCCGUGCUGGAAGCUUCUUUGUACACAGUAAAAGCAAUUGCUAUUUUGGACAAUGAUGGUGAAAGAGUUGUAGCAAAGUAUUAUGACGAUACAUAUCCAACAACGAAGGAACAAAAAGAGUUUGAGAAGAAUCUUUUCAGUAAAACACAUAGAGCAAAUGCCGAAAUUAUAAUGCUAGAUGGCUUGACCUGUGUGUACAGAAGUAAUGUGGAUCUCUUCUUCUAUGUAAUGGGCUCUUCUAAUGAAAAUGAGCUGAUCCUUGUAAGUGUGUUAAAUGCAUUUUAUGAUGCAAUCAGUCAAAUGCUGAGGAAAAAUGUGGAAAAGAGGGCACUGAUGGACAAUUUAGAUGGUGUCAUGUCAAUAGUUGAUGAGAUUGUGGAUGGAGGGGUAAUAUUGGAAUCUGAUGCUUCCUCGAUCAUGCAAAGAGUCGCCAUUAAGACUGAUGAUGUACCAAUCACAGAACAAACAGUAGCACAGGUUCUCCAAACAGCAAAAGAUCAGCUGAAAUGGUCUCUCCUCAAGUGAUUAAGCUAUAAACCCCCAAAUUAAUAUUUAACAUGUAGAAAACAUAAGUCAGACAACUCUUAAAUUGCAAAUGCCCAUUGAGAGCAGAUGGACACAACGUAGACAGGAAAUCUGCUUUAAAAGAAAGACGGCAUGUCUUUGAGCCAUGUGGAGCUAUUUUUCAGUGAACUCAUGAUACUGUCAUUGUGUUCCUCUCCAUUCUUCAAUAGAAUAAUUAUAAACUUGGUUGUAGUUGAAGGAAUGAUUAAGUGAUGAUCAAAAUAAUGGCUGCCCAGGAGAUAUGUCAUACUGAACUCUGUAAUAUAUAAUUUCCUGUUUUCUAUUGCACAGCUGAAAUUACUUUUUACUCCUGAGUAAUGUUGCAUUUUGCAAAUCAGAGAAAACAAAUAAUGCCCAUCUCACACAUGAAAGAUGACUCUGUUUUCCCAACCUGUUUCCCUCUCACCGCUCAGGACAGGAAAAAAGACCUUGGGAAUGAGCUUGCUAUUUUCCUUUCUUGUUUGCAUAUGGUUUGAUUUUUCCACAUAAAUGUAGAUUUUUUUCGAAGGGCAUGAAUGUAGAAAUUUGGAAAUGGGAACAAGCUCAGAAUAAAACAUUAUUAUACAAAUGGUUUAAACUA
Molecule: messenger RNA, 1180 nt
Organism: Orbicella faveolata
Lineage: Eukaryota; Metazoa; Cnidaria; Anthozoa; Scleractinia; Merulinidae
Product: coatomer subunit zeta-1-like
Biological process (GO): intracellular protein transport; retrograde vesicle-mediated transport, Golgi to endoplasmic reticulum; intra-Golgi vesicle-mediated transport
Cellular component (GO): COPI vesicle coat
Source: RefSeq, a predicted model, not a curated record